This is a messenger RNA of Serendipita indica DSM 11827, 465 nucleotides long. NCBI's taxonomy places the organism in Eukaryota, Fungi, Basidiomycota, Agaricomycetes, Sebacinales, Serendipitaceae. The record is from the annotation of a GenBank genome assembly.
AUGACCAAAAAGAGCCCAACAUCUUUCAAGGUCUCAACGAGGAGCGUCGUUUCAACGGAGAAGCGCUAUUUUGACACCAAGCUUAUGGAGGUUCUCAUCACUCGUUUCCUUACCAAGCAUCCCAAGUUCUCCUUUGAAUCUACAGGCGUCGUUAUGUGCACAGUCAAUCCAGGAUUCUGUCGCUCAGAGCUUGGUCGGUUUGCGAAAGGACCCAUGGUCGUUGCACAAGCGGUUGCUUUUGCAGUACUCGCUCGCUCCACAGAGCAAGGAGCCAGGACGUUCACUUGGGCAUGUCUGAAUAACGAUAUUCCUCAAGGUUCUUAUACAUCUUCGUGCAAGGUCGCCAGGCCAUCCAGCUUCGUACUGUCACCUAGAGGAGAUCGAGUCUCUGAGAAGCUGUGGAAUGAGCUGGUUAUUAUCCUCAAUCAGAUUGCCCCUGAGAAGCAGUCGGCGUGGACGCUCUAG